GCCCCUGCCCCCAGUGCCGGCUCCGGGAGCCUGGGUCCUGGGUCUGGGCUAGUGCGUCCAGGCCGGUAGCGGACUGACGGACCAGCGGGGGGGCACGAUGAUUUCUCUGCACCCAGUUCGGAACCGUUGAAGCAAGCACCAGGCCAAGAUGAGAACCAACAAAGUCUACAAGCUGGUCAUACACAAGAAGGGCUUUGGGGGCAGCGAUGAUGAGCUUGUGGUGAAUCCAAAAGUGUUCCCCCAGAUCAAGCUGGGGGACAUCGUGGAGAUUGCACAUCCCAAUGACGAGUACAGCCCUCUGCUUUUGCAGGUGAAGUCCCUUAAGGAAGACCUACAGAAAGAAACGAUCAGUGUGGACCAGACGGUGACUCAGGUGUUUCGGCUGAGACCUUACCAGGAUGUCUACGUGAAUGUUGUCGACCCCAAGGAGGUGACUCUUGACCUGGUGGAACUCACUUUUAAGGACCAGUACAUUGGGCGUGGGGAUAUGUGGAGGCUGAAAAAAAGCUUGGUCAGCACAUGCGCCUACAUCACUCAGAAGGUGGAAUUGGCAGGUAUCCGGGCCCAGGCAGGUGAGCUGUGGGUGAAGAGUGAGAAGGUCAUGUGUGGGUACAUCAGCGAAGACACACGGGUGGUGUUCCGUUCGACUUCAGCCAUGGUUUAUAUAUUUAUUCAGAUGAGCUGUGAAAUGUGGGAUUUUGAUAUUUAUGGAGAUUUGUAUUUUGAAAAAGCUGUGAAUGGUUUCCUCGCUGACCUCUUUACCAAGUGGAAGGAAAAGAAUUGUAGCCACGAAGUGACCGUGGUCCUGUUUUCUAGGACUUUCUAUGAUGCGAAAUCAAUUGAUGAGUUUCCUGAGACACACCGAGCCUCAAUUCGACAGGAUCAUGAAGGCAGAUUUUAUGAAGAUUUUUACAAGGUGGUGGUUCAGAACGAGAGACGAGAAGAGUGGACAUCGCUCUUAGUGACCAUUAAGAAGCUCUUUGUGCAGUACCCGGUGCUGGUGCGGCUGGAGCGGGCAGAGGGCUUUCCUCAAGGUGACAAUUCUACCUCAGCCCAGGGGAACUACCUGGAGGCCAUUAAUCUGUCAUUCAAUGUGUUUGACAAGCACUACAUCAACCGCAAUUUUGACCGGACGGGGCAGAUGUCGGUGGUCAUCACCCCCGGGGUCGGCGUGUUUGAGGUGGACCGGCUCCUCAUGAUCCUGACCAAGCAGCGCAUGAUCGACAAUGGGAUCGGUGUGGAUUUGGUGUGCAUGGGGGAGCAGCCGCUGCAUGCUGUGCCACUGUUUAAGCUGCAUAAUCGAAGCGGUCCUCGGGAUUCUCGCCUCGGGGAUGACUACAAUAUCCCUCACUGGAUAAACCACAGUUUCUACACCUCCAAGAGUCAGCAUCUGUGUAACAGCUUCACCCCACGAAUCAAGCUGGCGGGAAGGAAGCCUGUGACCGAAAAAGCAAAAAAUGGCCGGGAUACCUCAAUCGGGACCCCAAAGGAGUCGGAGAAUGCUCUGCCCAUCCAGGUGGACUAUGAUGCCUACGAUGCCCAAGUGUUCAGGCUGCCCGGCCCAGCCCGUGCUCAGCGCCUCACCACCUUCAGGUCCGUGAGGGAGCGAGAGAGCCAGGCUCGGAAGAGUUCCAGCUCCUUUGAUGUGUCCUCGAGCCCCUCGGUGCAGAGUCGCACCCUACCCCCAGAGGAGGUGAGGAGCCAGGCCUCAGACGACAGCUCUCUUGGCAAGGGCUCCCACAUCCUGCUUAUCCCUCACACACACCUGCACCAGUAUGACGUCAGCAGCUCCCUGGGCUACACCAGCACACGAGAUGUCCUGGAGAACAUGAUGGAGACCCAGCAGCGGGACUCGAGUGCACCAGGGAGGUUCCAUGUGGGCAGCGCCGAGUCCAUGUUGCACAUCCGUCCCGGCGGCUACACGCCGCAGCGAGCUCUGAUUAACCCCUUUGCGCCAUCUCGCAUGCCCAUGAAGCUGACAUCCAACAGAAGGAGGUGGAUGCACACCUUCCCUGUGGGUCCGUCCGGAGAAGCCAUCCAGAUCCAUCACCAGACCCGCCAGAACAUGGCCGAGCUCCAGGGCAGGGGGCAGCGGGAUCUGACUCACUCGUCUGCGGAGCUGCUGGAGCUGGCAUAUCACGAAGCCGCGGGAAGGCACCUCCCUUCCCGCCAGCCUGGGGAUGGCACGUCCUUCCUGAAUUUCAGUGGAACAAAUGAGUUUUCUGCCCGCCUCAGCCACAGUGGCACAGGAUCCAGGACCCAGAACAAGGAUUCUCUAGAAGACGGCGUAUCUGCCUCUUCAGAUCCAAUGCCAGGCUUCUGUUGCACAGUCGGAGUGGACUGGAAGUCUCUCACUACUCCGGCCUGCCUGCCCCUCACCACCGACUACUUCCCAGACCGCCAGGGCCUCCAGAAUGACUACACAGAAGGCUGUUACGACUUGCUCCCGGAGGCGGACGUGGACAGGAGGGAUGAGGAGGGCAUGCAGAUGACUGCCCAGCAGGUGUUCGAGGAGUUCAUUUGCCAGCGUCUCAUGCAGGGCUACCAGAUCAUAGUGCAGCCAAAGCUGCAGAAGGCCAACCCAGCUGUGGCCCCUCCCCUGAGCAGCAGCCCCCUCUACAGCCGUGGCCUCGUGUCCCGAAACCGCCCUGAAGAGGAGGACCAGUACUGGCUGAGCAUGGGGCGUACUUUCCACAAAGUAACGCUGAAGGACAAAAUCAUCACGGUCACCCGCUACCUGCCCAAGUAUCCCUACGAGUCUGCCCAGAUCAACUAUACCUAUAGCCUGUGCCCUUCCCACUCGGACUCGGAGUUUGUCUCCUGCUGGGUGGAGUUCUCCCAUGAGCGCCUGGAGGAAUAUAAGUGGAAUUACCUGGACCAGUACAUCUGCUCAGCAGGCUCCGAAGACUUCAGUUUAAUUGAGUCGCUGAAGUUCUGGAGGACGCGCUUCCUGCUGCUCCCGGCAUGCGUUACAGCCACCAAGCGCAUCACUGAAGGCGAGGCGCACUGCGACAUCUAUGGGGACAAGCCGCGCUCGGACGAGGAGGAGUGGCAGCUCCUAGACGGCUUCAUCCGCUUCAUGGAAGGCUUGAACCGCAUCCGGCGGCGCCAUCGCUCAGACCGCAUGAUACGGAAAGGGGCUGCCAUGAAAGGCUUGCAGAUGGCCGGCCCCCUCCCUGCCCACUCCCUGGAGCCUGCAGGACCCCCGGUUGGAAAGAAGGGGACGUCUGCCCUCUCAGCUUUGCUGGAGAUGGAGGCCAGUCAGAAGUGCUUGGGAGAGCAGCAAAGCAGUCUGCAUGCUGGCAAGGGCCCCACUCAUCCAGCAGAGAACAGUGGGGUGGCUCUCACGCCCACCUACCUGGACAGUCCUCGAAAGGAGGGGGCCUUCUUUACGGAGUCUGUCCGCAGCCCACGUGUGGCACCGUCCACCUUCUAUCCCCAGGUCUCGGUGGAUCAGAGCACUGCUCCAGCCUUAGAUGGCACCAGCCUGGGCAUCAGCGUGGGCCAGCCUGCGGACAGGGGCAGCGCACAGACUGCUGGGGAGCAGGGCUACCCACCAGCAAAUCCCAGCGAUAGCAGCUCUCAGCAGUUCCCGGCCAGCUCGCUGACAACCGCGUCCACCUUGCUGGAGAUCCUGGAGGCCAUGAAGCACCCCUCGACAGGCAUCCAGCUGCUCUCAGAGCAGAAGGGUCUCUCUGCGUCCUGCUUCAUCAGCGCGGAGGUCGUGCACUGGCUGGUGAGCAGUGUGGAGGGCGUGCAGACCCAGGCCAUGGCCAGUGACAUCAUGCAGAAAAUGCUGGAGGAGCAGCUCAUCACGCAUGCCUCGGGGGAAGCCUUGCGCACCUUCAUCUAUGGCUUCUACUUCUACAAGAUUGUGGCCGACAGGGAGCCCGACCGAGUGGGCCUGCAGCAGCCCGCCACGUGGCACACGGCGGCCAUGGACGACUUCACGGCCUUCCAGAGGAAGUGGUUUGAAGUGGCCUUCGUGGCCGAGGAGCUGCUACACUCGGAGAUCCCCGCCUUCCUGCUGCCCUGGCUCCCCAGCCGCCCCGCGUCCUAUGCCAGCCGGCACAGCUCCUUCAGCCGCAGCUUCGGUGGGAGGAGCCAGGCCGCCGCGCUGCUAGCGGCCACGGUGCCCGAGCAGAGGACGGUGACCCUGGAUGUGGAUGUGAACAACCGCACGGACCGGUUGGAGUGGUGCAGCUGCUAUUAUCAUGGCAAUUUCUCCCUGAACGCAGCCUUCGAGAUCAAGCUGCACUGGAUGGCGGUGACGGCCGCGGUGCUCUUUGAGAUGGUUCAGGGUUGGCACCGGAAGGCCACUUCCUGCGGCUUCUUGCUGGUCCCAGUUUUGGAAGGCCCGUUUGCCCUGCCCAGUUACCUGUAUGGAGAUCCACUGCGAGCUCAGCUGUUUAUCCCGCUCAACAUCAGCUGCUUGGUGAAGGAGGGCAGUGAGCAUCUGUUUGAUAGUUUUGAACCAGAAACUUACUGGGAUCGUAUGCAUCUCUUCCAGGAAGCCAUUGCUCACAGGUUUGGAUUUGUGCAAGACAAAUACUCUGCUUCUGCCUUCAACUUUCCUUCAGAAAACAAGCCACAGUACAUCCAUGUCACAGGGACCGUCUUCCUGCAGCUGCCCUACUCCAAGCGCAAAUUCUCAGGCCAGCAGCGGCGCAGACGCAACUCAACCAGCUCCACCGGCCAGAACAUGUUCUGUGAGGAGCGUGUGGGCUACCACUGGGCCUACAACACCAUGCUGACCAAGACAUGGCGCUCCAGUGCCACUGGGGACGAGAAGUUUGCCGACAGGCUACUAAAGGAUUUCACCGACUUCUGCGUCAACCGUGACAACCGCCUGGUGGCAUUUUGGGCCAGCUGUGUGGAGAAAAUGCAUGCCAGCGCUCCCUGAGGGGCCUGGAGCAGGGGUCUAGGCAGUGCCAUGGGCACACGCUUGGGCACCAAGCUGCCAAGGAGGCCGGGGGCUGCCCCGCUGUGUGCCAUGAGGUGGCUAGUGCAAAAGCUUUGGGGGGUCUCCCUUGCCUAAGGGGGUGUAGAUAAUUCUGUGAAAUAAUGUAUAAUAUAUCAACAUUAGUUGUACAUAUGUGUAAAUAUGGAAGAGGAAUAAAAAUCUAAUGCAG
This is a messenger RNA of Trichosurus vulpecula (common brushtail), 5132 nucleotides long. It is a transcript of the gene DEPDC5, whose product is annotated as DEP domain containing 5, GATOR1 subcomplex subunit. Lineage: Eukaryota; Metazoa; Chordata; Mammalia; Diprotodontia; Phalangeridae. Gene Ontology annotation, molecular function: GTPase activator activity. Gene Ontology annotation, biological process: negative regulation of TORC1 signaling; cellular response to amino acid starvation; positive regulation of autophagy. The transcript is spliced from 43 exons. Gene Ontology annotation, cellular component: lysosomal membrane; GATOR1 complex. Bases 149 to 4903 code for a protein of 1584 amino acids. The record is from RefSeq and is a predicted model, not a curated record.